This is a messenger RNA of Nematolebias whitei (Rio pearlfish), 4452 nucleotides long. It is a transcript of the gene grin2aa, whose product is annotated as glutamate receptor, ionotropic, N-methyl D-aspartate 2A, a. Gene Ontology annotation, cellular component: plasma membrane; NMDA selective glutamate receptor complex; postsynaptic membrane. The record is from RefSeq and is a predicted model, not a curated record. The transcript has 15 exons. Gene Ontology annotation, molecular function: NMDA glutamate receptor activity; transmitter-gated monoatomic ion channel activity involved in regulation of postsynaptic membrane potential. NCBI's taxonomy places the organism in Eukaryota, Metazoa, Chordata, Actinopteri, Cyprinodontiformes, Rivulidae. The coding region runs from base 1 to 4452 and encodes 1483 amino acids. Gene Ontology annotation, biological process: synaptic transmission, glutamatergic; long-term synaptic potentiation; excitatory postsynaptic potential.
AUGACGAGCCCUGCGGUGGCGCAAAAGCAGAGGACCAGUGGUGGUUCAGAAAAAGUGCCGGUACUGAACAUCGCGGUGAUCCUGGGACGCACGCGCUACAUCUCUGACCGGGACAUCCGGGCUCUUUGGAGCAAAGAGGACCCUAUUGACGUCAAUGUGGUCACACUGCUGGUCAACGAAACGGACCCAAAAAGCAUCAUCACCCACAUGUGCGACUUGAUGUCGGGUACCAAGAUCCACGGCGUGGUAUUCGGGGACGGCACUGACCAGGAGGCCAUUGCCCAGAUUUUGGAUUUUAUUUCCUCGCAGACGCUCAUACCCAUCUUGGGCAUUAAUGGAGGGUCGUCUAUGAUCAUGGCUGACAAGGAUGUGAAGUCCACAUUUUUCCAGUUUGGUGCCUCCAUCCAGCAGGAGGCUUUACUAAUGCUGAACAUCAUGGAGGAGUAUGACUGGCACGUCUUCUCCAUUGUCACAUCCAAGUUCCCCGGCUACCAGGAGUUCAUCAACAUCCUAAAAACUACUGUUGACAACAGUUUUGUGGGCUGGGACCUCCAGAACAUCAUCACACUUGAUGCUGUGGAAGAGGACAGUCGGUCUCAGAUCAUGCUCAAGAAGGUCCAGUCUCCAGUGGUCUUGCUCUACUGUUCUAAAGACGAAGCAGUCUACAUCCUGGAGGAGGCUCGCUCUCUGGGCCUGACUGGGUUUGGUUACAUUUGGAUUGUGCCGUCACUUACUACUGGGAACACGGAAAUAACACCAGAGUCGUUUCCAUCAGGGAUGAUUUCAGUGUCGUACGACGAGUGGGACUACCCGCUGGAGGCACGAGUUCGAGAUGGACUGGGGAUCAUAACGUCAGCAGCAGCAGCCAUGUUGUAUGAGUAUGGAGAUAUCCCUGAAGCCAAGACAUCCUGCUAUGGCCAAAUGGAAAAGACAAGCAAGCUGCCGCCAAGUGCUCUGCACAAGUACAUGAUGAACGUUACAUGGGAUGGCAGAGACUUGUCGUUCACAGAGGACGGCUACCAGGAAAACCCAAAGCUGGUUGUCAUUGUCCUCAACAAGGAAAGAGAGUGGGAAAAGAUGGGGAAACUGGACAACGGCAGCCUCACGGUGAAGUAUCCAGUGUGGCCACGUUUCAACUCCUUCGGUGAUGCUGAGCUCGAUGACAACCACCUGUCCAUCGUCACCUUAGAAGAGAAACCAUUUGUCAUUGUGGAGGAUGUAGAGAGACUCACCGGUACCUGCAUGAGGAACUCUGUGCCUUGCAGGAAGCAUAUCAAAGACAACACAACUGAGGCCGGAGGGACAUAUAUCAAAAAGUGUUGCAAAGGUUUUUGCAUUGACAUUCUGAAGAAAAUUGCUAAGUAUGUCAAGUUCACCUAUGACCUUUACUUGGUUACUAAUGGCAAACAUGGCAAGAAGAUCAACAACGUCUGGAAUGGGAUGGUGGGAGAGGUGGUUUAUAAGAAGGCCGUCAUGGCGGUGGGGUCUCUGACCAUCAACGAGGAGCGUUCCGAGGUCAUCGAUUUCUCGGUCCCAUUUGUAGAAACUGGGAUCAGCGUCAUGGUCUCACGCAGCAACGGGACCGUCUCUCCAUCAGCUUUCCUUGAGCCAUUCAGCGCGUCAGUGUGGGUGAUGAUGUUUGUGAUGCUCCUGCUGGUGACUGCAAUGGCCGUCUUCAUGUUUGAGUACAUCAGUCCUCUUGGCUUUAACAGAAACCUGGCACAGGGAAAAGAUCCACACGGACCUUCUUUCACUAUGGGCAAGGCAGUGUGGCUUCUCUGGGGUCUGGUAUUUAACAACUCUGUCCCCGUGCAAAACCCAAAAGGAACCACCAGCAAGUUCAUCGUGUCGGUGUGGGCCUUCUUCGCUGUCAUCUUCCUGGCCUCCUACACUGCCAAUCUGGCUGCCUUCAUGAUUCAGGAGGAGUUUGUCGACCAAGUUACUGGACUCUCAGACAACAAGUUUCAGAACCCGUACGCAUACUCUCCUCCAUUUCGCUUUGGGACAGUACCAAAUGGUUCUACAGAGAGAAAUAUCAAGAAGAACUACCCUGCCAUGCACCAGUACAUGGUGAAGUAUCAUCAAACUGGAGUUGUGGAUGCACUUGUCAGCCUUAAAUCAGGCAAGCUGGAUGCCUUCAUCUAUGAUGCAGCAGUGUUAAACUACAUGGCUGGCAGGGAUGAGGGAUGCAAGCUGGUCACCAUCGGCAGCGGGUACAUAUUUGCAACCACUGGUUAUGGCAUUGCUCUGCAAAAAGGUUCCUAUUGGAAGCGGCAGGUGGAUCUUGCCAUCCUAGCAAUCAUCGGAGAUGGUGAAAUGGAGGAACUGGAAGCUCAGUGGCUGACAGGAAUUUGCCACAAUGAGAAAAAUGAAGUUAUGUCAAGUCAGCUGGAUGUGGACAACAUGGCGGGGGUCUUCUACAUGCUUGCCACAGCCAUGGGGCUUUCACUUAUCACCUUUGUCUCAGAGCAUCUCUUCUACUGGAGGCUCAGAUAUUGCUUCACGGGGGUCUGCUCUGGCAGGCCUGGACUUCUUUUCAGCAUCAGCAGGGGAAUCUGGAGCUGCAUCCAUGGAGUUCACAUUGACAUGAAGAAAAAGACUGAUCUUGAUUUCAGCCCUCAGGACAAAAUGCUUAAGCUCAUUAAGUCUGCCAAGCAGAUGACAAAUAUGUCUAACCUGGGCGGCUCUCACUUGAAUUCACCUAAACGAGAAUUUAUGCACUCAGCUGGCCCCAUGAUCAUGGACAUGAUGGCAGAGAAGGGCAACUUCAUAUACACUGACAACAGAAGCUAUGCUCCCAAAGAUAUGAUAUAUGGGGACACUGGUGAUCUUCAAUCUUAUCUUGCCAAUCGUCACAAAGACCACUUAAACAACUACAUUUUUCAAGGGGGGCAGCACCCUUUGACGUUAAAUGAUGCCAAUCCAAAUACAGUGGAGGUAUCUGUGAGUCCUGACACAGUCCAGACCAAUGCCAAACCACUGCGGACGUUGUGGAAGAAAUCAGGAGACACUCUUCGCUCUAUGCCCCCUGGUCCUCCUCCAAUGCCUGAUAUGCUAAUGCCAGACCCAAGAAUAUCAAUGAAAACCCAGCGCUACCUUCCCGAGGACACAGCCCACUCUGACAUCUCUGACUGUUCAAGCAGAGCAGCUUCCUACAAGGACCCAGAAAACAACAAGCACCUGAAACCCAAGGACAACUUAAAAAAAAGAUCUGUCAGUGGUGGAACCAACCAAAGUGGGAGGGGAGGAGGAGUAGGGGAGAAAAUCUACACUAUUGACUCAGACAGAGAGCUAAGUCUUCAUUCAGAUCCCAUUCACUUCCGUGAAAGUCACACUCUUGCUGCAGAUGAUGUGGAUUAUCCUGAAAUUUACUCGGAUCACAGUGAUAACUACAGGAAGUGUGAACAGCCCAUCAUUCAUCUGAACUCUUCACCUUUGCAUCACCCGGACUCAGAUCUUCUGUCAGAUUCAGCUUACUCUAAACACUACAACUUGAAAGAGAAAAAUCUUUCCCUGUCCCCUCAUGAAACUAUUGAUCGCUAUAAACAGACACAUUGUCGUUCCUGCUUGUCCAAAGUGACAGCUAGCUACCCACCAGCAGGAUCAUAUGGCUCCACUGGAUCUGCCACGGCAUCUGGGACUCGUUCCCCAUAUAAUCGGUGUGAGGCAUGCCUCCACACAGCCAAUCUGUAUGACAUUAGUGAGGACCAGCUUCUUGCUGACUCCUUGAUCAGUCCCACCAUGCACCAUCCAGAGCAGCAGUCAGAUGAAAUGUUUGGUCUGUAUUGGCCUCAGACAGAUGGACCACAUGUUCAAAAGAGAAACCGCUUGAGGUUGAGUCGUCAGCACUCAUUCGACAACAUCAUGCUUGAAAAGCCCAAGGAUCUUGACAUGGGUCGGCCAGCACGUAGUGUCAGUCUCAAAGAGAAGGAUCGCUUCUUGGACUCUGCAUCUGACUCGCACUAUGCGAACCUUUUUGGCAUGCGUCCCUACUCUGGCAAACUUUUUGGCACUGGAUCUAAAUCAAUGCUGUUUAACCACAACCUGGAGGAAAGCAAAAGGAGCAAGUCCCUGUACCCAGCACAUGGCUCAGAAAACCCUUUUCUUAGCCAUUCGUUGAGGGAUGAUACCAGCAGCAGACUGGUCCAUGGGCGUAGCUCUUCUGACAUUUACAAACAGUUGGCGGUAGGUUCUCCUGUGGUGGCUGUAGGAGCAGCUCCGAUCAAAACACGUAAUGAUGCGAACAAUCUCCGCUCUUCCGGUAAAUCCAGCUCUUCAUACUGUUCAAGGGAUGGGCGGAUAGCUAAUGACAUGUACAAUAAAGAGCAUGUGAUGCCUUACUCAGCCAAUAAGACUAGUGCAUACCCAGCCUCACGGGGUGUCCUAAACUCAGCCCAGUUUAGCAAUAGACGGGUGUAUAAGAAAAUCCCCAGUCUGGAGUCAGAUGUUUAG